GUGUCGGCUCAAAUAACACGUAAACUUAAGAAUAUUCGCCGGCUAAAAAACGCAAGAAUUCAAAGAUAAUGAGAGUCAAGGACUGUUGGCUCGCCACGCUGGCAUUCCUGGCGUUCCUGUCGAUGGCCUCGUCGUCUUUUUCGUCCGAGAAGCCAGUUCCUCCGCCCUGCAGGGCCUGCAGCCAGUUAGUUGGAUCCUUUAAGGCAGGACUCGAGCGCACGAAGAGAGGACAUGGUGGCGGGGACACGGCUUGGGAAGAGGAGAAGCUGCGAUCCUACAAAACCAGCGAAGUGCGGCUGGUGGAGAUUCAGGAAAAGCUAUGCUCGGACCCAGAGGUGGUAAACAAGGACCACUGCCACAAUCUGGCCAAUGAGCACGAGGCGCUUCUGGAGGACUGGUUCACCCACAAUCAGGCGCAGAGCCCCGACCUGCAAUCGUGGCUUUGCAUCGACCAGCUGGCUGUCUGCUGUCCGCCGAACACCUACGGAGCAGAUUGCCAGCCCUGCACCGACUGCAGCGGAAACGGUAAAUGCAAGGGAGCCGGAACCCGGAAGGGCAACGGAAAGUGCAAGUGUGAUCCUGGCUAUGCGGGACUCAACUGCAAUGAGUGUGGAUCGAUGCACUACGAGUCCUUCCGUGACGAGAAGAAAUUACUGUGUACACAGUGCCACGUGGCCUGCGGCGAUGGCGGUUGCACUGGAGGUGGUCCGAAAAACUGCCGCAAGUGUAAGGACGGGUGGAGCAUGGACUCGGAAGCGGGGUGUGUGGACAUAAACGAGUGCCUGGAGCAAAAGCGUCCGAAUUCCUGCCGACCGCAGCAGUUCUGCGUAAACAACGAGGGCUCCUUUAGCUGCCUGGAGUGCGAUCGCUCUUGUGAUGGCUGCGACGGCGAUGGCCCGGACAUGUGCAAGAAGUGUGCGGAUGGCUUUGAGCUGAGGGACGGCAAGUGCCACGACCUUUCCGCUGAGCAACGUAGCAACUACGUGAGCUAUACGCGAAUGCUCACUUACUUCGGCAUGUGCGUGGCCACCUGCGUCAUCUUCCAGAGCUCCACCCACAUUGCCUGGGGUUGCAUUGUUGGGGCGGCGGUGGCCGUGUACAUUGCCGUUUCUGAGUAUUGGAUGAACUCGGAGGCAGAAGGUGGCCACCAGCCCGAAAUUGACACUAAGCAGUUGGAGGAACUGAUCAUGAAGUCAUUAUAAGCCAAACUCUGCCGGGUUAGAAGACACAAAUCGAGCGGUAGUGUUAGGUUUAUUUUUUGAAAAAGAUGAACGAGAGCCUUAAUGAUCAGUAUUCUUGAUUAAUACCAGUUGCAGUUGCUUAAGCAUUCUAACGAUUUUUGUACUUCGUUUGCAGUCAGCAGCGAUUCAAAUUCCACGAUGAAUCAGCUCGGUGAGGAGUCCACGCACGAAGAACUGUAGCAGUUUCCAUAGCGCACACCUUUCGUAGUCAAUUUUAGUUUAAUAGUUAAUAAUAUUACCAUUGAUAUGUAAUUAUAAAUUCUAUUGCCAAAGUGAAUUUAAGAAAAGUUAUUGUUUUCCUUCACUAAAAAUUUUAUUCACCAAGCCGGUCAAAACCACAUUUUGCUAUUGGUAUCACAUUUAAAUAUAUUUUAUAUUUGGUUUCAAUGUACAAAAUCACAAAUGCAGUCAUAACAUACAUUCAAGUAUCAAUAAAUGGAUUAAACAUAA
Messenger RNA from Drosophila subpulchrella, 1691 nucleotides. RefSeq names its product cysteine-rich with EGF-like domain protein 2 (gene Creld). Bases 69 to 1202 code for a protein of 377 amino acids. The transcript has 3 exons. Gene Ontology annotation, molecular function: calcium ion binding. The record is from RefSeq and is a predicted model, not a curated record. NCBI's taxonomy places the organism in Eukaryota, Metazoa, Arthropoda, Insecta, Diptera, Drosophilidae.